Molecule: messenger RNA, 1059 nt
Organism: Grosmannia clavigera kw1407
Lineage: Eukaryota; Fungi; Ascomycota; Sordariomycetes; Ophiostomatales; Ophiostomataceae
Product: 50S ribosomal subunit
Exons: 3
Coding region: 1-1059 (352 amino acids)
Biological process (GO): translation
Cellular component (GO): cytosolic large ribosomal subunit; ribosome
Molecular function (GO): structural constituent of ribosome; RNA binding
Source: RefSeq, a predicted model, not a curated record
AUGACAAGCAUACGUGGGCUUGUCCGCACAACGCGCCCUGCGCGGCCGUCCCGCAUAGUAGCGCGGCCACAGGCGGCGCCGUGUCUGUUCCGAUGCGCCUCGAACCAGGCGGCAUUGCCAGCCGAGCCGGCCUUUGCCGAUCUCGAGAAGGAUUCGUCCUUUCUGACGCCACAGCUGCCGGCGGACGUCAAGAUCCCGAGCCCGCGGGAUCGUGCGCUGCAGCGAAAGUCCCGGCUGCCGGGCGGACGAUACCAGUUCCACCCGCCCAAGUACGACCGUGGCCCGCUGCAUCCGGUGCAAGCGCCGCCGUCGUCCGACCCGGUGGCGCGCGACUUCCAGCCGGGGCCGUUCAACUUGCCGCGGCUGAAGGAGACGUUCCACUCGACGGUGGCGGCCGAUCUGAUGACGCUGGCCUACACGCACACACCGCCGGGCACGGGCAAGGAGCCGACGCCGGACCGGCUGCGCGCUUGGGAUGGAUCGUCGCCGUACCACAAGAACCGGUCCCGGCGAGCCCCCCGCGGCGAGCCGGUGCUGCGGCCGCUCGAGCGGCCGAUCUCGUUCAACAACAUCCCCACGGUGCGAUCGGUCACGCUCGCGGCCUUUGUCCCGCUGGCCGUCAAGGAGAAGGACCGGCUUGUGGUGGCCCGCUCGGUCAUCCAGUCCAUCACCGGCGUCGUGCCCGAGGUCACCACGGUCAAGCACAACGUCGCUCAAUGGGGCAUCAUCAAGGGCCAGCAGGCCGGCCUCAAGGUCACCGUGCACGGCAAUGCUGCCUACGAGUUCCUCGACAAGUGCAUCCACCUCGUCUUCCCCCGCAUCAAGGACUGGAAGGGCAUCAAGGGUAGCACCGGCGACAGCGUCGGCAACCUGGCCUGGGGCUUCCGCCCCGAAGACGUCGCGCUCUUCCCCGAGAUCGAGGUCAACUACUCGAUGUACCCCGGGAAAAUGCUGCCUGGCUUCCGCGUCUUCGUCGAGACGUCGGCCAAGUCUGACAGACAUGCCCGGCUGCUGUUGCAGGCCUUUGGCAUCCCCUUCUACGGCGAGAUGCGGGAUUAA